This is a messenger RNA of Diaporthe amygdali, 2748 nucleotides long. RefSeq names its product MutS domain V. The transcript is spliced from 3 exons. Gene Ontology annotation, biological process: mismatch repair; reciprocal meiotic recombination. Gene Ontology annotation, cellular component: nucleus. Lineage: Eukaryota; Fungi; Ascomycota; Sordariomycetes; Diaporthales; Diaporthaceae. The record is from RefSeq and is a predicted model, not a curated record. The coding region runs from base 1 to 2748 and encodes 915 amino acids. Gene Ontology annotation, molecular function: ATP binding; ATP-dependent DNA damage sensor activity; mismatched DNA binding.
AUGGCUUCAACAACACGAGUUCCAUCUACAUCUUCUACCUUCAACCCUCAAUCAUCCGCUUCCAGUCUGCAGACUUCAUCCAGCGGCCAAAGGCCUAAUCCUCAUGACUUCAUGCGUCGAUCAUCACUUCCCCGGACCGCGUCCACCACGCCAUCGCUGAUUCGGGGCUCCCAGACGCCAGCCACUCCAACUCUUAGCACUGGAACCACGACAGGCAGCGGACGCCGCUCCCGCCCAGCAUCCUCUAUUGGUGCCAGCGAAGGACAUCAAAUCAUUUGCGCCGUCGGUGAAGCUCGCGGGGUGUCUCCAUCUGUUGGAAUGGCCUUCAUCAAUGUUUCAACAGGCGAGGCUGUACUCAGCCAGAUUUGCGAUAAUCAGUCCUAUGUGAAAACGACCCACAAGUUGACCGUGUUUGAGCCCAGCCGCAUCCUUAUUGUCUCCACUGCUUGUCCUCCCAAUCAUAAGAGCAGCCUUUACGCCACCAUUGAGGAAGAGCUGCCAGGUGUACCGAUCGUCCCUUUGGACAGAAGAUAUUGGUCUGAGACAGCUGGUCUGGAAUUCAUCCAGGCCCUUGCUUUCAAAGAGGAUGUCGAUGCUAUCAAAGUUGCCAUCGAAGGUAACUUCUAUGCUACUUGUUCAUUCUCUGCUGUCAUGAAAUACCUCGAACUGGAAUUCUCAAUGACAAUCUCGAGUCAUUCCCUGCGAAUAAAAUAUCAGCCGUCUGAAGAGUCCAUGAUGAUCAGUCUUCCCACCAUUCAGUCCCUGGAGCUCAUACAAAAUCUCCAGGACCCUUCGUCCAAGGCUUGUUUAUUUGGUCUGCUGAACGAAACGAAGACGCCCAUGGGGAAGAGAAUGCUCCGGAGCAAUGUGCUUCAGCCAUCCACGCAGACUGAAGGAGUCCUGACUCCAAGGUAUGAUGCGGUUGAGGAGCUUUGUACCAAGGAGGACAUGUUCUUCCAAGUUCGCAAUGCUUUGAAAGUUUUUGGCGACGUUGAGAAAUUGCUCACCAAGAUGAUACUUCUUCCCACCGAGCCCUCUUUGCAGGCCAGUGAGCAAGCAAUCAAUGAAGUUCUUAUGAUCAAGUCCUUUGUGGCCGCUGUGCCUGGCGUCUUCGGUUCUUUGGCCACUGCGCGGUCCACUUUACUAAUCAAGAUUCGAGAACACUGUCGGCCCGGCAUGACCAACCCGAUUCUCGAGCGCAUGGCCGAAGUUAUCAACGAUGAUGUCACGUAUGUCACCAAGCCUCUUGAUCUCCGCAACCAGAGAGUCUAUGCUGUGAAAUCAGGUGUGCAGGGGUUGCUCGAUGUGGCCCGCACCACUUACAAGGAAGCUACCGAAGAUUUGCACAAGCAUGUGGAAGGGCUGAACUCUGAGCUGGGACUUGCAGCAGAUCUCAAGUUUGACAACCAACGUCGUUAUUGGCUUCAAUUUCGCUGCGCCGAUUUCGAGAAUGGUCUGAUACCCAAUGCCCUCAUCAACUGUGUUCGGAAAAAAGAAUAUCUAGAGUGCCAAACACUCCAAAUGGUGAAGCUCAACCAGCGCAUGACUGACUCGGUAGACGAGGUCAUUAUGCAGAGUGACAAGGUCGUCAGGCACUUACUGGACUCGAUCAGGACCGACAUUCCUCAACUUUUCAGGGUCUGCGAGAGCAUCGCGCUAUUGGACAUGCUCGCCGCAUUCGGACAAACAGUGACGACCCGAGACUAUACAAGGCCUCAAUUGAAGGAUGCACUGGCCCUCAAAGCAGCCCGCCAUCCCAUAUUUGAUUCGACCCUAGAAAGGUUCAUACCAAACGACUACUAUGCGACAGAACAGCAUGCGUUCCAAAUAAUCACCGGCUGCAACAUGAGCGGCAAAAGUACCUACAUCCGGACUGUGGCGAUGCUGCAAGUCAUGGCCCAGAUCGGCUGCUUCGUCCCAGCUCAGUUUGCGUCCUUCACAAUCGUGCACAACUUGUUCUCCCGAACUUCCACAGAUGACAGCAUCGAGUUAAACAUGUCAACCUUUUCUGUCGAGAUGAGGGACAUGGCCUUCAUCCUGGGAAACAUCAACAACAAGAGUCUCGCCAUCAUCGACGAGCUGGGUCGCGGCACCAGCACACGCGACGGCCUGGCCAUUGCCAUCGCCAUGGCCGAAGCACUGGUCCAAAGCAACGCCCUGGUCUUCUUCGCGACGCACUUCACGGAGCUCGCCCAGGUUUUGCAGGACCGCCCCGGCGUGCUCAACCUUCACCUCGAGACAGAGACCACGGUCGCCGACGAUAAUAUUCCCCAGAUGACCAUGUUGUACAAGGUUGGCUCUGGCCCCGUGCAGGAUGAGAACUACGGUAUCAAGCUCGCACGCGCGAUCGGCUUCCCCAACACGUUCCUCGAUCGCGCCGAGGACGCGGCCAAUUUCCUGAGGCGCCAGGCCGAGGCCAAGAAGCAGAGCUCCGAGUCGCGGAGGCUGGCGCGGCGGAGGAAGCUGAUUCUCAACCUGCGCGAGACGCUGCAGCAGGCGUGCGACAGUGAUAUGGGCGAGGAGACGCUGCGGGGUUUCUUGCUCCGAUUACAGAGUGAGUUCAUUACUCGCAUGGAGGAUAUUGAGAAGGGCGCCGCUGCUGAGGUUGAAGAAGAGUCCGAGAAGGGAACGGGCUCUUCGUCACCAGCACGGGAUGCUGGUGAUUUGGGGAAGACGGGCUCGAGCGUCAUUUCUAUCUCUGAUGACGGCAGUUCGACUGACUACGGUGAAAUGGACGUCGAUGAUUGA